AUGGCUGCACCGCCUCAGGCAGAAAUAAUUGAUGGCAUCAAGACCUUCAUCCCACUUGAGAACAACCCCGAUGUCAUGAAACUUCUCUGUGAGAAUCUCCAGAUCUCAGGGGAUCUCGACUUUCAUGACAUCAUCUCAACCUCUCCAGAAUUCCUUCAAGAGUGCUAUUUCCGACCUUGUCACGCACUUAUUGUCCUCGCAGACCGAACUAUAUAUCAAGCUGCCCGCUCAGCAGUUGAGCCAACCAUCUCAGAGUACAAAGGCUCAGGUCCCGAUGAACCAGUUCUCUGGAUGAAACAGACUAUCGGUCAUGCUUGUGGGCUGAUGGCUCUGCUGCACGUAGUCUUCAACCUGGAAGGUGGUCGAUAUGUGCGCCCCGGUACGGAAAUAGACGCACUCCGUCAAGAAGCUAUUCAUCUUGGGCUUACAGAGCGAGCGCAGUUGUUGUAUGACUCCAAAUUUCUUGAACAGGCGCACAUGGAUGCCGCAUCGCGUGGAUCUUCAAACGUCCCCUCACCUCGUGACGAUAAUCGACACCAUUUCUUGGCCUUCGUGCAGAAGGAUGGGAAAGUCUGGGAGUUGAAUGGGGGGAUGAAUGGACCCUUAUUCCGAGGAGAACUCGGUGAAAGGGAGGAUCUCUUAAAUGAGCGAGGGCUAGAGCUCACUGCCCAAGACUUCUUGAUUGCUGCUGAACAGUCUGGAUGCGAUGAGAUGAGUAUCGUCGCAAUUUCUGGGGGAAGGUGA
Messenger RNA from Aspergillus sclerotioniger CBS 115572, 744 nucleotides. Its product is annotated as putative ubiquitin carboxyl-terminal hydrolase isozyme L3. Gene Ontology annotation, biological process: ubiquitin-dependent protein catabolic process; protein deubiquitination. Gene Ontology annotation, molecular function: cysteine-type deubiquitinase activity. Gene Ontology annotation, cellular component: cytoplasm. The record is from RefSeq and is a predicted model, not a curated record. The coding region runs from base 1 to 744 and encodes 247 amino acids. NCBI's taxonomy places the organism in Eukaryota, Fungi, Ascomycota, Eurotiomycetes, Eurotiales, Aspergillaceae. The transcript has 2 exons.